Phyllopteryx taeniolatus (common seadragon) is the source of this 1703-nucleotide messenger RNA. Its product is annotated as class I histocompatibility antigen, F10 alpha chain-like. Gene Ontology annotation, cellular component: external side of plasma membrane. The coding region runs from base 451 to 1449 and encodes 332 amino acids. Gene Ontology annotation, biological process: immune response. The transcript has 9 exons. NCBI's taxonomy places the organism in Eukaryota, Metazoa, Chordata, Actinopteri, Syngnathiformes, Syngnathidae. The record is from RefSeq and is a predicted model, not a curated record.
CAACACACACACACGCACAUUUAUGGUAUGGUAGCAUUUAUUGUCAGUCCUCAAUAUACUGUAUGUGGAACAUACAGAGGGACGAAAUUCCUUUUCCAAGAGGCCAUUGUCACAUAAAAAAAACAAUUAAAAAAAAAAACCCCAAAAAACCUAUAAUUACUAUUAUAAUAUUAUAAUUAGUUUUCAUUUUAAACCAUGUCGCCUAUGCAGCGAUUCCGUGGUGAACCGUGUGAUGAACAAGCUGUCGCCCCUGCACCCGAAGAUCUACUGUGCUCUGUCCGGCUAUGCCAUGUCCAGUUUGGAGAUCGGGGAGGAGCCGCGGGUGGGUGGCGCCGCCACCCUGGUCAAGAACAUCUCGUACCGGCACAGGGACGAGCUGGCGGCUAAUCUCAUCGUGGCCGGCUGGGACAGGACAGACGGCGGGCAGUGAGUCACACGCUCAGUUAUUUCAUGACGUGCUCUCAAGUUCCAAACCUACCCGAGUACUUUGUGGUCGCGUAUGUUGACGGCGUUCCGAUUUUGCACUACGACAGCAAGAGCAGGAAAACAAAAGCCAAACAGGACUGGAUGAAGAAAAUCACAGCAGAUGAUCCUCACUUCUGGGAGAGAGAAACAGAGAGCAGUAUUGGUGCAGAGCAGGUCUUCAAAAGCAACAUUGAAAUUGUAAAAGAGCGCUUCAACCAAACUGGAGGUGUUCACAUGUUCCAGCAGAUGUACGGCUGCGAAUGGGACGACGAGACCGGUGAGGUUGAUGGUUGGGAAGACCUCAGUUACGAUGGAGAAGCCUUCAUCUCGAUGGAGGUGAAGGCAAUGAGAUGGAUCGCAGCUCAACCACAAGCUUUCGUCACCAAACUCAAGUGGGACCGUGACGAACGUUUGAAUCAACAAAGGAAGCAUAUCCACACUGAGAUUUGUCGGUCUGAGUUGAAGAAGCACGUGGCCAAUGGGAGGGACUUCCUCAUGAGAACAGAGCUUCCCACGGUGUCUCUCCUCCAGAAGACGCCGUCCUCUCCGGUCACCUGCCACGCGACGGGUUUCUACCCCAGCGCGGCCGCCCUGUUUUGGAGGAAGGACGGCGAGGAGCUCCACGAGGACGUGGAGAUGGGAGAGACCCUCCCCAACCCCGACGGAACCUUCCAGACGACGGCCGACCUGAAAGCGGAGGUGACCGAUGAAGCCGAGGGCCGCUACGAAUGCGUGUUCCAGCUGUCCGCCGUCAAGGACGACAUCGUCGCCAAGCUGGAGAGAAGAAGCAUCCGGAGCAACGCGCGCAUCCGAGAAGAAGAAAAAAAGAAGACGAUGUUGACCAUCAUUGCCGUUGCCGUGGCGGUCCUCUCUCUCGUGGCGGUCACGGUCGCGGUCGGGGUCGUCAUCAAGCGCAACAGAAGCGGACAAGGAAAAUACUCUCAAGCUUCCGUUUCCAACGAUUCCGAGUCCGUCGCCAAGUGAGACGCAGCAGCCGUCACGCGGUGUCGCAACACAAGUGACAUGUCUCCUUCGGGAUUUUCAAAUCACGUGAUGUUAUUUGUGCAAUGAUUUGUACAUGAAAACCAUUUGUGCAAUUAUGUUCCUGUUAAGUCGCGCUCAAUUUGUUUUGCUAGGUUUGGCGUAUUAGGUGAGAUUUUGAGGAGUUCGUCGAAAUCUUUGUUGAUUUUUGUGUCGGUUCAUCAGUCAGCGUCACGUCAUAAAAAGGAUUUCUUCUC